Molecule: messenger RNA, 692 nt
Organism: Halteromyces radiatus
Lineage: Eukaryota; Fungi; Mucoromycota; Mucoromycetes; Mucorales; Cunninghamellaceae
Exons: 3
Coding region: 1-636 (211 amino acids)
Source: RefSeq, a predicted model, not a curated record
AUGGAUAACGAUCUUUAUAAACAAGCUUUUGAACGUAUUAAAGAAUAUGAAUUAUCAACUGAAGAAAUACAAGCCAUUGAAACAGCUAAAAAACAACUAAAUCGACAUGCUAUUAUUGGUGGUCUUGGUUUAUCCUUAGCUUCUUUUGUCUUUGGGAAAAGAAGACAGUUGAACCCUCUUCCACUUGGUUUAAUGACUGGUGCUGGUAUGUUGAUAGGUUCCCAAAUAGGUUUCGCGUCUGGUGCCAUGGCAGGAGUUCGUACUAUCAAACGUUUACCUAAUCCCGAACGACUAGUAAAUCUUGUCAAGGAUGUUCAAACGGAUAUGCUAGCCUCAAGAGGUUUAAUAGUCGAUGGACCCAAUCGACCACCUCGACCUAUGACAGAAGAGGAAAAACUUCAAUAUCAACAAAAAGUGAAAGAUAGACGCGAAAAUUACCAGAGGCACAAACAGUUAAACGAUGAUACUACUAGUUCUUGGGAUCGAUUACGUAACAGUACACAACAGACAGAUAUGUGGAACGAUACCAAGGAUGGAGCAACAAUGACUGAAAACGAAUGGAUGGAUCAAAAUGGAGCAUACCCUUCUUCUACAUCAAAACCGGCCAAGAAUAAAUAUGGAGAUGAUUUAUCUUAGUCCAGUUUUUUUUUUUAUACUUAUUAUUCAAUAAACAUAUAUUUUUAAUGCAGAAG